Messenger RNA from Nannizzia gypsea CBS 118893, 333 nucleotides. RefSeq lists its product as hypothetical. The record is from RefSeq and is a predicted model, not a curated record. Bases 1 to 333 code for a protein of 110 amino acids. The transcript has 2 exons. Lineage: Eukaryota; Fungi; Ascomycota; Eurotiomycetes; Onygenales; Arthrodermataceae.
AUGGACGAACCAACCAACGACGGCAGACAAGGCGAAGACAAGGAGCGAGACACUAGCCGGGGACUAACGGCGGCCAAACCAGGGAUCUUUCUGGCCACAAGACAAGACAGACGGACGGACGGAGACGAAGACGAAGACGAAGGAAAACGACCGAGAGGCCGCGCUGUCUUGCUCCACCGCGGAAGACAAACAGGAGCCCACUCUUCGUCUCUGCCUAUUUGCCGCUGCUGGGAUCCAGGGCAGCGAGAGCCAGAGCCAGAGGGCGAGAGAGGGAGGCAGAGGCUUGACUUCCGGCCGCGGUCUCGGCUGAGAGAAGAAACUCUGCGGGACUGA